Molecule: messenger RNA, 1587 nt
Organism: Zingiber officinale
Lineage: Eukaryota; Viridiplantae; Streptophyta; Magnoliopsida; Zingiberales; Zingiberaceae
Product: protein ALP1-like
Exons: 1
Coding region: 45-1256 (403 amino acids)
Source: RefSeq, a predicted model, not a curated record
AAGGCCAGAGAGCCGAAGCCCCCGAACCAGCCCAAUCAGAAGAGAUGGACCCAAAGGAGGUAGCUGCCCUAGUUUCCUUCCUCGUGUCCCAAAUCCCUCUUCUGCUUCUCCCCCUCUUCCCCUUCGCCCACCCGCGACCUUCGUCUUCCACCCCCUUUUCUCCCUCCGCACCCCAAUCGUCCCUCCUCUCCCUUUCCCUCCACCUCCUCUCCUCCGUCUCCCUCAUCGCCGCCGCCUCCCCCUGCCGCCCCCGCAAGCGCAAGCGCUACCAGCAAGACUCGGAGCCGCACGCCGCCAUUGCCCUCCGCCGGCGAGACCCCGACCACUCCCUUCUUUGUUUCCGCAUGAAAUCCACCACCUUCGAGUGGCUCUGCGGCCUCCUCGACCCCCUGCUCGACUGCCGCGACCCCGCCGGGUCUUCCCUACGCCUCUCCGGGCCCACCCGUCUCGCCAUCGCUCUCUCUCGCCUUGCCUCGGGCGCUCCCUACCCUGAACUCGCCGCCCGCUUCGGGGUGCCCGCGUCCACCGCGCGAUUCUGUACCAAGCACCUCUGUCGCGUCCUCUGCACCAAUUUCCGCUUCUGGAUCACGUUUCCCUCAGCGUCUGAACUCGAUCCCGUUUCUGCUGGUUUCCAGGCUACCGGCGGUGGCCUCCCCGACUGCUGUGGCGCCUUGGCCUGCGCCCGUUUCGAGGCAUUUGGCGAUUCCGCCAUUGCAGCGCAGAUUGUGGCCGAUUCUUCUUUCAGGAUCACGCACUUCGCUGCUGGAUUCCGCGGCGACCAGACCAAUUUCAUGGUUCUCAAGUCCUCGUCGCUUUACAAAGAUGUGCAAGAGGGGAAGCUACUCAGAGCAACACAGUACUUGGUCGCCGAUGGCUGCUACCCUCUAUUGCCUUGGUUGAUGAUUCCGUUCAGUGAUCCGGCUCAUGGUUCCUGUGACGAGAACUUCAACGCUAGGCACAGGUCGAUGCUCCAACCUGCCAUUCGGGUUGUCCAAAGCAUGAAGAAUUGGGGUGUGCUAAGUUCUUUAUCAGAAGAGGAGAAUGCUAAAAUGGCUGUGGCAUGCGUUGGCACCUGUGCGAUCCUUCACAAUGUGCUGCUAAUGAGAGAUGAUUUCUCGACGCUCUCCGAUAUAGACAACAAAUGCCAUGCUGAUUUAGAACGCGCUGGUAAAGAUUCUGGAUUAGAGGAUUUUGCCAUUGAGAGCAGAGCUUCGACACUGCGGAGCACGUUGGCUCUUAGCGCAAGAGCAGCCUGAGGCUCUGAUCAAAUCAGUGCCACAUGAUUCUCGCUGCUCGAGGAGGAAAGGAGUGUGCUAUGGAAAUUGGUAUUCAGUUCUCGUCUCCAUUCUUUUCAAUGGUAUUUAUCUGAUUUCACUGCUUCUUGAUUUCUUCUUCUUCUUCUUUCCCCUAAUUGUGAAGAUCAUUCUUAAUGUAGUCAGCAGGGAAAAAUUGUGAAUGUUUUCUGAUAAAGAAUUUUUGUGCUGACAUUUUCCUAUCGAAAAUUUGUACUUAAGUCUGUAAUUAUAAAUUAAUUACAGACUUAAUUCAAAAAGGAUAAAUGGAUUUAUUAUUUUUCCAUUAAAUUAA